This is a messenger RNA of Peniophora sp. CBMAI 1063, 1689 nucleotides long. Lineage: Eukaryota; Fungi; Basidiomycota; Agaricomycetes; Russulales; Peniophoraceae. The record is from the annotation of a GenBank genome assembly.
AUGCGUUCUGUCACCGCUAUACUCACUUCGCUCCUCGUCGUGACUGGCGCCUCAGCCUUAUCAGAACGCUCGUUGCUGCUUCAUGAGAAGAGGGACACACAUCCCGCCUCGUUCGUCAGCCAUGGCCCUGCAGCUUCAGACGCACCUCUUCGUCUUCGCAUUGCGCUAGUGCAGUCCGAUAUCGCUGGCCUGAAGGACAAGCUCAUGGAGGUUAGCACCCCCGGAAACGCAGCGUAUGGCCAGCACCUCUCCAAGGACGAGCUCUUCGCCUACACAUCCCCUAAAGCCUCCACUGUUGAUGCUGUACAGAAGUGGUUGUCUGAGAACGGGCUCGAGUCUACUCAGGCUUCCCCGGCUGGAGACUGGAUUACUAUUACGACAACUGUCAAGCAGGCGAACGCCCUUCUUGACGCCGACUUUUCGACGUUUUCCAAUAGCCAGACAGGAGAUGCCGUCAUUCGCACCCUUUCGUACUCUAUUCCGGCGUCUCUGAAGGAACACGUUGAGCUUGUCCACCCGACCGUCUCAUUCCCCGGUCCUCGCCACUCGCUCCCUGUCGCCUCUAUUCCUCUUCAGAAUCUCUCUACGAACGCAGCACCUUCGUCAUGCAACAGGGCUAUCACUCCCACGUGCCUCCAAGAGCUGUACAAUAUUCCUACCACCGCGGCCCCCAAGAGCUCUAACCAACUUGCUGUUUCGGGAUUCAUUGACCAGUUCGCGAACCAGGCGGAUCUCAAGUCUUUCCUCACGUCCUUCCGCAAGGACAUCUCGUCGUCUACCACAUUCACCCUGCAGACUCUUGACGGCGGUUCGAACCCCCAGAACAUCAAUGAGGCUGGUGUUGAGGCCGAUCUGGAUAUUGAGUACACGGUAGGACUCGCGACCGGCGUCCCUGUCGCAUUUGUCUCUGUCGGCGACAACUUCCAGGAUGGUGACUUGGAGGGCUUCCUCGACAUCAUCAACUUCCUGGCUGCCGAGUCCACUCCGCCAACUGUCCUCACAACUUCUUACGGGCAGGAUGAAAGCACCAUCUCCCGCGCCCUGGCUGAGAAGCUCUGCAAUGCGUAUGCGUCAAUCGGUACUCGCGGAACCUCUAUCCUGUUCGCAUCCGGUGACGGUGGCGUCUCUGGCUCGCAGUCGCAAUCGUGCUCGAAGUUCAUCCCGACCUUCCCGUCCGGAUGCCCCUUCCUGACCUCUGUCGGUGCGACGCAGAACGUCAACCCCGAAGUUGCUGCCGCACUGUCUGCUGGAGGCUUCUCCAACUACUUUGACACACCCUCGUACCAGACAUCGGCUAAGGCCGCUUACCUCUCUGCUCUGGGUUCGACCAACUCGGGCAAAUUCAAUGCCAGUGGACGUGGGUACCCGGAUGUUGCCGCUAUCGGCGAAGACGUUGAGAUCGUCAGCGGGGGACAAACUGGUCUGGUCGCCGGCACGAGCUGCUCCAGUCCCAUCUUCGCGAGUGUCAUCGCUCUCAUCAAUAGCGAUCUCAUUGCCGCUGGCAAGCCGCCUCUUGGCUUCUUGAACCCAUGGUUAUACUCCACUGCUGCGAGCGCACUCAACGACAUUACAUCGGGUUCGAACCCGGGUUGCAACACCAAUGGUUUCCCGGCGAAGGCUGGCUGGGACCCGGUUACCGGAAACGGAAGCCCUGAUUUUGUCAAGCUUCGCACCGCCGCGGGUCUUUGA